AGUCGUCGCACUUUUCGUGUUUGACGGAAUCAAUUAGCGCGUUUUUUACUGUUAUUUGGUUAUUUUUCUGGAUUCUAUAGUAGAAGGCGAAGAUUUUGUUCUAAACCCGUGGAAGGAUUAGUUGGAUUUUGAAGAUUUUGGAUCGUUUGAAUUUGUCUUGGCUAUUCUUUUGGUUGUAAUUGCAGAGCAUCGAGGAGAACUGAUUUGUUAUAUAUAUAUAUAUAUAUUUUUUAUAUAUAGAAGGAGGAUCCUUUGAGCGAAUUCGAAGAUGGAGAUCGACAAAGCAAUAAGAGAAUGUGGUGAUAGGAGGUUGAAGGCGAAGUACAACAACGCCAUCUAUGUUAUUCAAAGGGCUCUUGCUCUCUACUCUAUUGAAGAGGUUGCCCUCAGCUUCAAUGGUGGAAAAGAUUCUACUGUUCUAUUGCAUCUUCUUAGGGCUGGCUAUUAUUUGCAUAAGGCUGGAACAGAUUUGUCUGAUGGGGAUCCCAAGGAUGACGAAGUAGCCUUUCCUAUAAGGACAAUAUAUUUUGAGAGUUCAUCAGUUUUCCCUGAAAUCAAUUCAUUCACUUACGACACAGCGUCUAUAUACAAGUUGCAGAUGGAUAUCAUUCGUUUAGAUUUCAAAUCUGGCUUGGAAGCUCUUCUAAAAGCCAACCCAAUUAGAGCCAUUUUCCUUGGUGUUCGGAUUGGUGAUCCUACUGCAGUAGGGCAAGAGCAGUUCUCCCCGAGUUCUCCUGGAUGGCCACCAUUCAUGAGAGUGAACCCCAUUUUGGACUGGUCAUACAGGGACAUUUGGGACUUCCUAUUGACUUGCAAGGUUAAAUACUGCAGCCUUUAUGAUCAGGGUUAUACAUCUAUUGGCAGCAUUCACGACACAGUUCCAAAUGCACUGUUGUACCAUAGCAAGACAGAGAACAGUGAAGAAAAAUAUAGACCUGCAUAUCUACUUUGUGAUGGCCGUCUGGAAAGAGCAGGAAGAGUUAAAAAGUGCCAUUCCCCGGCAUUGUCUUCCGUGAGCAAUGGCGUGACUUGUGAGGAUCCCCAGUUGAAAAGUACGUUCACAGCCUCCGUGAUUGCUGUGGGGGAUCAACUCCUGUUUGGCACAGUAGAGGAUCAAAUGGGAUCCAUAUUGUGUAGAAAGCUGCAUUCCAUAGGUUGGGCUGUUUCGCACAUUUCUGUUACUCGAAAUGAUAUUGAUUCUGUUGCUGAUGAAGUUGAGCGUCGGAAAUCUAUAAAUGAUAUGGUAAACUUCUACUUCCCUGGUGCAUUUGACAGAAGGUGCUGCCUGCAACUUCUGGUUUUUAUUUAUGGAGGCGUUGGUCCAUUGCCUUCAGAUGCUACUGUAGCUGGUGUGGCUAAAGCUUUUGGUGUUCGGAUGGCCCCCGAUGAAGAAUUCGAAGAAUGUCUGAGGCAUCUCAUAGGUGAAAGGUGCACUGGAGAGAGGAAUGAGAUGGCUCAGUUGCCCGAGGGAGUUACGGAGUUGCUCCACCACAAGGAACUACGUGUGCCUUUGGUGAAGUGCCAAAAUGUUAUAAUUCUUACGGCGACAAACGUGGCAGAGCUGGAAAAGGAAUGGAAUUGCUUGAUAGAGCUGUCGAGAUCAUCAGCAUCGGACGAGGAGGUUCUAGUAAUUACGAAACCAUUCGUUUCCAAGAGGCUGAGAACAUCUCUUUCUGAUGUAGAAGUUGGUGAACCUCUUUCCCAAGUCUGCAGAAAAUUCCCCGAUCUCUACAUUGGGGCGUAUCGUGAAACAAGAGGAGGAGGUGGGGGUUCGCCUUCUCUCAUCAUUACCUUCCAAGGAAAAGAUGGAGCCAGAAUAGAUGGUGCUGCACAAGCAUUGUCCAACAAAUUUCCUCAAGGGGCAUUUUUGUCAACUACAGAUUGAAUUCUCCAGUCCCCCCGCCCACCAAAACCUACUCCUACUUAUUAAUUCUCAACUACCCUUUUUUUCUUAUUACGAUACAUACAUACACAUACAUACAUAUAUAUCAUUGAUCUUACAGAGAUCGUCAAUUAUAUAUACAGAUAUAGGGGGGGAUCAAAUACUCAUUAACUUUCUUUUAACCCCAUCUUACUUGCUCCAACUUUCCUUCAACCUCCCUUUUUGUUCUUACCACAACAAUAAACCUAACUUCCCUAUCUUCACUUACAUAAUAAUGUGCCAAAAUAGUUGCAUAAUAUAACAUGUAUUCAUAACUCAACAUUCAUAAGCAAAAAAACAAACAAACAAUAUUAUUUUUAAGAAAAAAAAAAAAAUCACAAAACAA
Messenger RNA from Andrographis paniculata, 2267 nucleotides. RefSeq lists its product as uncharacterized. Gene Ontology annotation, molecular function: FMN adenylyltransferase activity. Bases 269 to 1885 code for a protein of 538 amino acids. NCBI's taxonomy places the organism in Eukaryota, Viridiplantae, Streptophyta, Magnoliopsida, Lamiales, Acanthaceae. The record is from RefSeq and is a predicted model, not a curated record. Gene Ontology annotation, biological process: FAD biosynthetic process. The transcript is spliced from 17 exons.